Messenger RNA from Nematolebias whitei (Rio pearlfish), 2266 nucleotides. Its product is annotated as ataxin-1-like. The transcript has 2 exons. Lineage: Eukaryota; Metazoa; Chordata; Actinopteri; Cyprinodontiformes; Rivulidae. The coding region runs from base 168 to 2192 and encodes 674 amino acids. Gene Ontology annotation, molecular function: RNA binding; protein binding. The record is from RefSeq and is a predicted model, not a curated record. Gene Ontology annotation, biological process: negative regulation of transcription by RNA polymerase II; nervous system development. Gene Ontology annotation, cellular component: nucleus.
UUCCUGUAGGUGAGUGGUGCUUCAGUGGAAAGGCAUCGUCAGUGACCCGUCAGUGAUGCUGUGUACCAGCCUUCCCCUCUGUCCACGCCCCUCGUUUUCCCGUGAGGCCCAUGUGACCUAGCCUACACUAACACACAGGGGGCCCCCACUGCUGCUGGAGCCCACCCAUGAAUCCAAGCCCUGAGCGCAGCAAAGAGUGCCUCCCUCCCAAGAAGAGGGAGUCUCGGCAAGGAUCUGCAGAACACCAAGUUCCCCUGGAUGAGUUUAAACCCCCUGUGCCAUUUCGCAGUCGUCACAGCACAGGUAGAGGGGAGGGAGGCAGGGAGACCAGUGACAGAGAUAGAGUCCUUUGCAACCCAAACCUCCAUUCUCUACAUAGUCCCCCACCCAUCCCUGCUCCAGCACCAGGCCUCCCUGUGCCAUUACCAUGGGCCCUAAGUUACUCUCCACCUGUCUCCCUUUUCCCAGGACAGGUUACUGAUAGGCGGAGCUCAGGGUCUCCAGCUUGGAGAGAUGAUCCUCUUGCCUCAGCUCUGCCCCACCACUCCAGGUGGCUUUCAUUGCCACCCACUCAUUCUACAUCAUCUUCUUCCUCCUUUAAGACUCCUUUGCCAGCCAGUUCUAGAGAGAUGUGGUCUUAUAUUAACAGUGGGCGGCGUGACUAUAGCCCAUCUCUGUUUUCUCCUUCAUACUUGUUUAGUCCCCAGUCACUGUACCCCACAGACCCCAACCUAGUUGAGGUAAGAUCCAGGUACUUGUGCAAGAAGCCUAAUGGCUUAGAUGGGCCAGGCAGCAGGACUGCCUCAGCCUCCAGACCUCUGCUCGUAGGAGAGUAUGGGAAUGAUAGCAGCAGAUGUAGACUGAAUGUUAGCCCACACACUUUGCAUGCCAAUGGUGGACGGAAGCAGCAGGAGGACCUAACAUCCCCUGUUCAUUCUGGAGGGGCAUUUCUAUUAGACUCUCAAGCUCAAGAGGACCCUGAGCAACAUUCUUCCCUGCAGGAAAGACAUGAGUCUGGGAAGACCAACUCCACUUCACUCUCCAUUAGUCCCCAUCUCCUUGGACCAGACUCCAGGACAUGCAGAAGUGGGCUAUUGGACCACCUGGGGGCUACACCAACUGAGACCCAAUUCUAUUAUUCAUUGGGAUCGAUCUCUCAUCCCAGCCCUUACACCCAGGCAUAUCCACUCUACAGCUCCUCAGGAACAUUUCCAUACAGUGUGCACAAGGAGCCAGGGCCCAGGCAGCACAAUAUAAGGAACUCACCGCACUCACCCCUGGGUCUGCCAAACAGCCAUGAUAGGUCACAGAGAGACCGGGACAGAGACCAAGAAAGGGACAAGAUCCUCCAGAGAGACAGAGAACGAGUCAAAGUAAAAGAGAAACAGCUACACCAGGACAAAGACCAGGAGAGGGACAGUGAGUGUGAGAGACGACGGAACAGAGACAGAGGGAGAGCGGUUUCUCCUUCCAAGCCUUACACCUCAUCCCCGGCCUUCCACCCAUCUCCCCCUGCACUCCUACCUCAUUUCACCAAGGGGUCUCUGAUUGAAUUGGGCAGUGGUCGAUUAAAGCGAGUAGAGGAGCUGCGGACGGAGGACUUUCUGAGGAGCGCAGACACAUCCCCAGAGUUCCACCUGAGCACCUGCAAAGUGCUGCUGAUUUCCCCCAGCAGCACACAGGGCUUCAGCCACCUGCAGGUCCACCUCACAGACCGCAACACUCAGGAGUUACUGCAGGUCUUGGUGGAGUACCCAUUCUUUGUGCAAGACAGGGGCUGGUCUUCAUGCUCUCCUCAGAAAACCAUGCAGCUGUACGGUCUGUCGUGCCGCCAGCUCACGGAGGGUGAUGUAUGCCUGGCCCUCACCCCAGUGGCCAGCCAAACUCACCGGACACACCCGCGUGCCAGCUCCAAAGCCCAUCGCACACAGUUCCUCCCCAGGGCCGAGGCAGAGUCAAGCAACUUGCAAAGGGAGGAGAUGCCACCCCCACCUCCACCUCCCCCUCUUCCUCACCAACCACCUCCUUCUACAGCAUGCCCUCCAUGCACAAUGUCCGCAGGGCCUCUGGCAAAAGAGCAGCGGCGGCUUCGCAAACGGCGCUGGUCUGCACCUGACGUACUUCCCUCAACAGGAACUGACGAGAGCCUCGUGGAUUUACCUCAUGGCUCCAAGCUAAUGAAGUGGCAGUAGAAACUUGCACAUGUACACUUACACACACACGCGCGCGCAAGCAUAAGCACAUACACACCCUCCUUGUCUCUGUU